Messenger RNA from Hemibagrus wyckioides, 1780 nucleotides. RefSeq names its product xeroderma pigmentosum, complementation group A (gene xpa). Gene Ontology annotation, biological process: UV-damage excision repair; base-excision repair; nucleotide-excision repair, DNA damage recognition. The record is from RefSeq and is a predicted model, not a curated record. The transcript is spliced from 7 exons. NCBI's taxonomy places the organism in Eukaryota, Metazoa, Chordata, Actinopteri, Siluriformes, Bagridae. Gene Ontology annotation, molecular function: damaged DNA binding. The coding region runs from base 323 to 1144 and encodes 273 amino acids. Gene Ontology annotation, cellular component: nucleotide-excision repair factor 1 complex.
AGAGCAAGACGAAGACGCACGCGCACACACAAACACAAACAGAAGCGUUAGCUUUAGCUUCACGCUAUCACUGAACCAGUGGAUGAAUUUUAUAUAUUAAUAAACACUUAGGUUUUUAUUUACAGCGCGCGUGACUGUUCUGUAAAGGUGAGGUGGAGAUUAUUUACUGUGUCUUAAUGACACACACCUGCCCUGGGGCAGAAACCAUUACAGAAACCAUUACAGAAACCAUUACAGAAACCAUUACAGAAACCAUUACAGAAACCAUUACAGAAACGAUUACAGGAGACUAGUGAGUGAGUGUGUGUGUGUGUGUAUCAGGAUGGAGUGUGUGAAGUCGAGCUCGUGCUCUGCUCAGAGUGAAGUGGAGGAGAAAUCUCAGAGUGAGCCGUUAUCUGCGUUCAUGUUGGCCAAGAUCGAGAGGAACAGACAGAGAGCGCUGAUGCUGAGACAAGCCAGACUCGCUACACGCCCUUCUACUGGGGAAGGUGCCACGGCAAGCAAAGUAGCUAAAACCAUCGAUUCUGGUGCAGGAUUCUUCAUCGAGGAGGAAGAGGAGGAGGAGGAGCAGCAAGCCAGCAGAGUGGUGCACAAACCUGCCCCAGUGAUGGAGCCGGAUUAUCUGGUGUGUGAGGAGUGCACAAAACCGUUCAUGGAGUCGUUCCUCAGCAACAGUUUCGAUCUCUCAGUGUGUGACAAAUGCAGAGACAAUGAGCUGAAACACAAGCUGAUUUCUCGGACAGAGGCGAAGCAGCUGUUCCUGUUGAAGGACUGUGAUCUGGACAGCCGUGAGCCGCCGCUGCGCUUCAUCCUGAGGAAAAACCCCCACAAUCCUCGCUGGGGAGACAUGAAGCUCUACCUGACAUCUCAGGUGGUGAGUCGGUCUCUGGAGGUUUGGGGCAGUGAGGAGGCUCUGGAGGAGGCGCGAGAGACUCGAGCGGAGAACAAAGAAGUACAGAAACAGAAACGCUUCAACAAGAAAGUCAAAGAGCUGAGGCGUGCGGUGAGGAGCAGUGUGUUCAGGAAGGACACUGGUGUCCAUCAGCAUGAGUACGGUGAGGAGGAGCUGGUGGACGAGGACGAGGAUCAGUACAGGAAAGUGUGUAAGACCUGUGGACAUCAGCUCACCUACGAGAAGAUGUAGGACCGGCUGUGUCUCAAAUCUGUCCUGUGCUCUCUCCCACACACACACACACACACACGCUCGGCGGUGUGAGGAUGGAGCGCCGGUGGAAAUGUUCCUGGACGUCAGAAUGAUGGGAUCAACACUCUGUUACAUUUCACAGUUGAUAUGAACUGUUGCCUAAACAUGCUGCCUACUGAGGGAACGAGUUUCUGAUUGGAACACGAACGUCGGUUACAUUCCAACUGAAGUAAAUGUAAAUAAUUUUGUAAUAAAGAACCAACUCAGGGGUUUGGGGUGUUCACCUUCAUCAUGUUGAGAAGUGUGUGUGUGUGUGUGUGUGUAUGAACCUUAUUCUCUCUUGUAUAGUUCAUGCCUAAUGUGCUGUAUUUGGCUGAAAAUAUUUGUGUGUGUGUGUGUUUGUGAGUUGGACUUCCUCUGUAUCCUUCCACCACGGAUUCCUCACUGGAUCUGCUCGAAGAUAUCAACUUUUAUCAGUAGAUCUAUUUGGUGCUAAAGUCCCAUUUUUUUUCUGUAUAAAACUGAGGGGGCGGAGCUGAGUUUGUGAUGUCAUCAACUAAAAUGGAUUUCAACCUAUCACACAUGAUAUGCAAACGACUAUAGAAAAAUGGAUUAAAGAUACACAACACACUUUUA